AUGGCAUAUUGGUAUCCGAAUUUUGAUGUUAAAAUGGAAUCAGUCAGCACCCUCUGUAUAGAAAAUGUUGGCUGGUUGAAAGAGCAAAAACUGGAAGUUAGUCAGUUUUUCCUUGACAAAAUAAAUGUUACCAAGAUACCGCCAGAUGUCUGCAGUGUUCUCUCUGAUGGAAUUUGUGUGUCCACUCUGACUUCUCAAACAACUGACCAAAGAAUGGAAGAACCAAUACUCUGUUGGGCAGAGAAGAACAUGGGUAUGCAGAGAGACACUUUAGAUCAGCAGUUCAUAAUAGUGAAGGACAAUGAUAGUGAGAUGAAUCCUUUUGAAGGACCUUGUGGAGUUGUCAUAGAGAAAAAUGGAGAUAACGGGAAGGAGUACUAUUCACACUUCAAAGGACGGGCUGAUUCAAUAUUGUCAAUGUGUUCAAGUUACUAUGACAUGAAGGGAGAAGUGCAGGAUUUGGAUGAUGGAACAAAGAGUGACAUUGCUCAAACUAACAACAAGAACAAGAACGUAGUUGCAUUUGCCUUCAAACACACUCAGGACGUUGGUGAACUUGAUGAAAAUGGCCUAACAUUCAUUGGUAUGUUUGUCUUAGAAGAUAAUUUCAAUCUAGACAACAUGAGGCAAGGAAUUGAGAUUCUGAAAGAAGGUGGAGUGAAGAUGAUAUUUGCCUCGGAAGAAGAUGUUGAAGUGCUUCGUGCCAUUGGUGAUGAAACAGGAUUGCUCAACUCACAUAAUGCUCUAGUAGUUAAGCAUGAAGAUGCUACGAAGGAAAAUGUUGAGAAAAUUUGCAUUACGGGAAAUUCCUCUCCCGCACACAAGCUUCUUUUAAUAGAGCAGUUGAAGAAAAGAGGAGAAGUGGUGGCUGUGGUAGGAGAACAAGCAUUUGGAAGUAAUGUGGUUCUUGAAGCAGCUAAUUUUGGCCUGCCUGUGGUGACUAACUGGCCUGAAACUAUAACUUGUGUGAUUAACAGCAUCAAGGGAGGAAGAAUUGUUUGUGAGUAUAUGAGGCAGUUCAUUCAAGUUGAGAUAAUCUUUGCAAUCAGUAGCAUAUUAAUAAACUUCAUACUGGUUAUACUAGACGGAGAUGGCCCGUUAACAGUCAUUCAGUUGGUAUGGGUUAACCUUCUUGUAAAAUUUAUUGGAGGGCCAGCUUUGCUAAUUACUCAUCAGGCCAUAAGACAACUAAGGGAUGAGCUUUCUAUCAGACCAAGAAAACUACCAAUUACCAAGGGCAUGUUGAGAAACAUAAUUUUUCAAGCUUCUUAUCAGACUGUUAUUUUUGUAUGCCUUCCACACAGAGGAAGUGCAAUACUGGGAAUCACUGCGAAAGUUAACAUAUCUACUGUCUUUAACGGGUUUGCUCUGUGCCAGCUUUUUAACAUAUUCAGUUUUGGAUUCAUUGAAUUAGAGGCUUUCUUGUUUAGCAACACGGCACGAUUGAAUUGGAAGCAAUGGGCUGAAUCCAUUUUAAUUGGAGCUGUUACAUGGUUGCUUGAUGUGAUAGUAAAAUGGGCAUCACAAUACAUAAAGAUAGACACAUAUUGUGAUUGUGGAGUUCUUCACCUAGCUAGAAACUGGUUCCAGUAUUGGUUUAUGAGGAUCAAUUGCUGUUACUGUGGACCAAGAAGUACACCAAAUCCAACUCUUGCUUCCUUGGAUUCUUCAAGAUCCACUAGCGGAAACGGCUGGCUAACAAAUAUCACACGUCGUGUUAAACCAACCAAGCAUAGAGCUAAUACUUUGAUGGAUUAA
Molecule: messenger RNA, 1758 nt
Organism: Solanum tuberosum (potato)
Lineage: Eukaryota; Viridiplantae; Streptophyta; Magnoliopsida; Solanales; Solanaceae
Product: calcium-transporting ATPase 12, plasma membrane-type-like
Exons: 3
Coding region: 1-1758 (585 amino acids)
Cellular component (GO): plasma membrane; intracellular membrane-bounded organelle
Molecular function (GO): P-type calcium transporter activity; nucleotide binding
Source: RefSeq, a predicted model, not a curated record